Messenger RNA from Acanthopagrus latus (yellowfin seabream), 1737 nucleotides. RefSeq names its product ubiquitin-conjugating enzyme E2E 1 (gene ube2e1). Gene Ontology annotation, biological process: protein polyubiquitination. The record is from RefSeq and is a predicted model, not a curated record. Gene Ontology annotation, molecular function: ubiquitin conjugating enzyme activity. The transcript has 6 exons. The coding region runs from base 631 to 1215 and encodes 194 amino acids. Gene Ontology annotation, cellular component: nucleus. Lineage: Eukaryota; Metazoa; Chordata; Actinopteri; Spariformes; Sparidae.
AUAGCUUUAAAAAUGCGAGGAGAACCUUUACGUGAACGGCGUGUUGUAUUUGUUUUGAAUGUCGUAGUUCGGGUCGAACCCGUCGGAAAUAGUUUGACAGCGCUGUAGCACCACGCCGACUUCUUUAAGUGAAAGUUUCAUUCGCCUCGAAAUUGUUGAAGUGUAGUGUUGGGGGCUCCCUGCCGACUGCGACAUCGCCCCGUCAAUGUAUGUCUGCUUUUCAUGCCGACCUACUCGACCCCAUCAAGAGCAGAGGUCUGCUGUUUUGUGUAUGGCUCCGUGGUGUCGGCCAGAACUAGGCCUUUAGCCGAACUAUUUCACCAAAUGAUUUCCUUUGUCGCAGCCCGACAAGGCUAAAAAUAACGCCCGACUGCAAAACACUGGCCGAGGUCAGAAAUGGACGUUAUGAAAGAGGGAAAUGCACCGCCGAUAAGCACGAUGAGUUCCGUGUAACACCUAGCAGUGGCGAUUUAAACUGAUGGAGCCAGUUAAGUCGGGUCAACAUUUAGUCGAGGCCUGCCAGUUAAAAUGACGGAAGCGUUUAUGGAGUCACUGACUGCGCCGUGGGAUCCAUAGUUGCAAUCUCAAGCCUCGAUGUGCACCGUUUACAUAUGAAGCAAACGAAUCGGUAUGUCGGAUGAAGAUUCCCGUGCCAGCACCAGUUCUUCCUCCUCUUCCUCCUCAACUCAUCAACAGCAGCAGCAGGACGCAAACCCCUCAAAGAAACGAGAAACUAAAGCCAGCAUGAGCAAGACCUCCAAACUCCUUUCUACUAGUGCAAAAAGAAUUCAGAAAGAAUUGGCUGACAUUACGUUGGAUCCACCGCCAAACUGCAGUGCUGGUCCUAAAGGAGACAACAUCUAUGAGUGGAGGUCGACCAUCCUGGGCCCUCCAGGCUCUGUCUACGAGGGAGGAGUAUUUUUCCUGGACAUUGCCUUCACACCAGACUACCCUUUCAAACCACCGAAGGUGACUUUCCGUACAAGGAUCUACCACUGUAACAUCAACAGUCAGGGAGUGAUCUGUCUGGACAUCCUGAAGGACAAUUGGAGUCCUGCCCUCACCAUCUCUAAGGUCCUACUGUCCAUCUGCUCCCUGCUCACUGACUGCAACCCUGCUGACCCCCUGGUCGGAAGCAUCGCCACACAGUAUACAACAAACAGACCCGAACACGACAGGAUAGCCAAACAGUGGACCAAGCGCUAUGCCACAUAAUCACCAGAGGAGCUGCUGGUUGGACGACUUAGGGAUACAGAGGUGUCCGGGGGCGGGGGGUGGGGGUGUCUUCUCCCAUCAGAAGAGGGAGGUAGGGCAGGUGGAGGGGCGGUUGGAUUUUUAUCUCCGAAUUGAAGUCUUAACUCCUGACAUUUUGUUGUUUAAUGUAUUUUUUAAAUUAUCUACGGCCCAACUAUAAUCAGACCUGGCAAUAAUGCAUUUAGUGUUUUCGCUUUGAAUUUUUAGCUUGUGCUUGAAGAUGGACAUUGAUACUAAACCGCUAGAUAAAAUGUGUCACAGCAUGAAUCCCAGUCAAUUAUAUCAGUGUAAAUUCUCACAUGUAUUUAAUUUCCAGUUGGUGUUUGCUUCCCCCCUUCAAACCCCCUGGUCUUUGAAAAGGUGUUUUACACAUGUAGACAUGCUUAGAUAUGGAUGGAUAUUGGUUGUGAUUUGUGUUCUGUACUGAUAAAAAAAAAAAAGCUGUUCCGUUUCUCCCUUAAGAAUUAAACAUGACCAAUUGAA